This is a messenger RNA of Salarias fasciatus (jewelled blenny), 2405 nucleotides long. It is a transcript of the gene perp, whose product is annotated as p53 apoptosis effector related to pmp22. Gene Ontology annotation, biological process: cell-cell adhesion. Gene Ontology annotation, cellular component: cell-cell junction; membrane. The record is from RefSeq and is a predicted model, not a curated record. The transcript has 3 exons. The coding region runs from base 188 to 742 and encodes 184 amino acids. Lineage: Eukaryota; Metazoa; Chordata; Actinopteri; Blenniiformes; Blenniidae.
GUGGGGCUGAGGCGUUUAUCUGGUCGGCGCACCUCCCCGGGCGGACAGUCUGCCUCCUUCUCUCUCUCUCGCUGCGUAAAAGACGCACAGGACUCCAGCCGCGCCGCCGCACGGACUACAACUCCCUUUGCCCGCUGCCCGUCCUUCUCCUCCGUACCCGGCUCCGCACCCCCUCUGCCCGUCGGUCAUGUUUCGCUGCGGGAUCGCCUACCCCCGGUGCAGGUGGAUCAUCCCCCUGCUGCUGCUCUUCGCCAUCAUUUUCGACAUCAUCGCCAUCGCCGCUCAGUCGGGAUGGGUCGAGGACGAGGACGCCAAGUCCCACUACGCCAGCAUGUGGGACCAGUGCCGCGGCAGGAACGACCACUGGGACUGCAAGUCGCUCAUGGAGCACCCUUGGGCGCAGGCGGUCGCUGCCCUGAUGAUCAUCGGCCUGCUCGUCCUCAUCGUCGCCUUCAUCGUCUCCAUUCUGGCCAUGUGCUCCGUCAACAUCCCCCUGCUGCUGUUCACCGCCGCUCUGCUGAUCGUUGUCGUGGUGGUCCAGGUCAUCGCCCUCAUCAUCUACCCCGUCAAAUUCAACGAGCUGAUCUUCGAGGGCAACUACUACUACACCUGGGCCUACGGCUUCGGCUGGGGCGCCACCAUCAUCUGCAUCGGCUGCGCCAUCCUCUUCUGCUGCCUGCCCCGCUACGAGGAGGAGCUGCGCGGCGAGGGCAAGGUCAAAUACAUCUACACCUCGUCCUAGAGACGGAGCGCCUGCCGGCCUCCGCCCAGUGAUCGCCAUUCCCCACGCGGAACAUUUUCACACUGUACCAUCUCACCAAAGAGCAGUCUGAUGUGGUUGAGCGCCACCAGUGAGUGAUUCCUACAGGAAGUGGACGGUGACUGGAGGUGUAGCGUAGAAACCUCUCUCCCACAUUUAAAUCAACAUCUCAACACAUCUGUUUCUCCUUUUCUUUCUUUUUUUUUUUCCAUGAUGUUUAUUCACUGAAAACAUAAAACAUAUCCCUCAGUCUGUACUUUUUAAACUACAAUUCUCAGAGCGACAUCACCCCAAGUGCACUUAACUGGAACGGAGGUUCGUUCGGCGUGAGGCGCAGCUUUUAGCCCGAUUCGCGGCGGAUCGUCAGAAAUCUCGCUCGACGUUCAAUCCUCCGGGCGCGACAUUCUGGCAGGGGAUGCAGAAUGAAUCGCUUGUUUUCAUUGUGUGUGCUAUGAUUACUUUUUCCUCAGUACUACUGUGCGUGUGUGUGAGUUCGAAUGUGUGUGUGUGUGUGUUUGUCUGCAUGAGGUUAGAAGGAAGCGAACGCCUGAGUGGAGCCAAUAGAAAUGUCCGCGUAGUUUAGCCAAGUCCGUCUGAAGCUUUCUGUCUCCGGCACGUUGUAUUUACCAAAGGGAGCGAGCCGUGGGGGUUUCCUCUGCUGUCUGUCGCUGUGUGUCGUGAACGCUGUGGACAAUAACGUAACUCAUCUUUCGACGUGAGGUUUUCAUGGUUGGUAUAAAUACUUUGACUUCAGACUGGAAGCAAAAUUCUCGUGAAUUUCCACAGUCUUACGACUUCUUUCCACAACCUCCUGAGCUUUGCAUUCCCUUAUUCCAAUUUCAUAAACUUGUUUCAGCUGAAAACAGUAAUGAUAUUGUAGAGAAGGUCCAAACUCUUUAGAGCUGCCUUGCUUAAUAAAGAUGUCAAAUUUUUAGGUUCAAAGGGAACAUUUUAAACGCAGAACAGUAUUCUGGGUUUCUCGUGUCUCGUUGCCUCCAAGUCUGUGUAAUUAGAUUUUUUUUGUUAUUCCUUCAUCCAAAGACGACCAAACUUGUAUUUUGUAAAGGCCUUCAUAAGCUCCCAUGGUGUCGGUCUGCCGUGUUUUAUGAGACACCGAGAGAGACCGAGGUGUACAAUCAUCUGGUAUUACUGUGUGUGAAACUCGUGCCUUAGCUUCUUCCCCCGGCCGCCGGGUCGUUGAAUCCGGCUCGACGGGUUCCGCCGACUCGCGCCGACUCUGUUCGCGUCACCAGACUCAAGCCCCGACCCGCUGGAAGGAUGGAAGACGCUGUGUGUGUAAGUGAAUGAAAAACGAAAUGCAAUAAGAUGAAUUGUGGCCCGAGUCCCACAAACCCAACUUCUGCUUUUCUACCCUCAAACUGGAGUCUUUUGAGUUUGUUUUAUGCAGAAAGUUGCUGCCAAAAAUAAAGAAAAAUAAUAACUGGAGCCUUGUAGAAAUUUGAACUAAUGCUGGCCGAGCGUCUCUUUUCUAAACCAGCGUUUUAAAGCAUUAUUAGUCCCUGUCUGGAGAUUGGGAAUGUCUCACUGGAAAUCACCCCGCUGGUUUCUCUGCUGUAGUAUGAAUUAUUUUUGGUAGUUUGUGUAUUUUUAAGCGAAUAAAGAUUUUCAUUUUUUGAAGUGGUGA